Molecule: messenger RNA, 4335 nt
Organism: Manis javanica (Malayan pangolin)
Lineage: Eukaryota; Metazoa; Chordata; Mammalia; Pholidota; Manidae
Gene: ZNF521
Product: zinc finger protein 521
Biological process (GO): regulation of DNA-templated transcription
Molecular function (GO): DNA-binding transcription factor activity, RNA polymerase II-specific; RNA polymerase II cis-regulatory region sequence-specific DNA binding
Source: RefSeq, a predicted model, not a curated record
UUGGCGGGGCCCCUCCUCCCGCCCGCUCCCCGCGCUCUCGCCUUUUAAUCAUGCCCCUCUGUCUGUGUGUGAGUGCAGGCAGGCUGACAAUGAUUUCCUCAGUGAUUACGUACAGAGCGAGUCCCUGCGGGUUAGGGGCCCCCUCUGGAGCCAUCCUGAUGGCUUUGGGGGCCUUGCUUCCAUUUUCCAUUAUUAUGUGGACUACCGGAGCGACAGCGCAGUCCAAGACCUUGCAGACCCCAACUGUAAACUUGAAGACAAAACUGAAGAUGGAGAGGCAAUAGACUGUAAGAAGAGGCUGGAAGAUGGAGAGGAGCUGGAAGACGAAGCUGUGCACAGCUGCGAGAGCUGCCUCCAGGUGUUCGAAUCACUGAGCGAUAUCACAGAACACAAGAUCAAUCAGUGUCAGUUGACAGAUGGAGUGGAUGUUGAAGAUGAUCCCACUUGCUCAUGGCCAGCUUCCUCACCUUCCAGCAAGGACCAGACUUCCCCAAGCCAUGGAGAAGGCUGCGAUUUUGGGGAGGAAGAAGGUGGCCCUGGACUCCCAUAUCCAUGCCAGUUUUGUGACAAGUCGUUUAGCCGCCUCAGCUACCUAAAGCACCAUGAGCAGAGUCACAGCGACAAACUGCCUUUCAAAUGCACCUAUUGCAGUCGGCUGUUCAAACACAAGCGGAGCCGCGAUCGCCAUAUCAAACUGCACACCGGGGACAAGAAGUACCAUUGCAGUGAAUGUGACGCUGCGUUCUCCAGAAGUGACCACCUGAAGAUCCACUUAAAGACUCACACGUCCAACAAGCCAUAUAAAUGUGCCAUUUGUCGCCGCGGGUUCCUGUCCUCCAGCUCCUUACACGGACACAUGCAGGUUCACGAGAGGAACAAGGACGGCUCCCAGUCCAGUUCCAGGAUGGAGGACUGGAAGAUGAAGGACACUCAGAAGUGCAGUCAGUGCGAGGAAGGCUUCGACUUCCCGGAAGACCUCCAGAAGCACAUUGCAGAGUGUCACCCUGAAUGCUCCCCAAAUGAGGACCGAGCGGCCCUCCAGUGCAUCUACUGCCAUGAGCUCUUUGUAGAGGAGACCUCCCUCAUGAACCACAUGGAGCAGUUGCACGGCGGAGAGAAGAAGAACUCUUGUAGCAUUUGUUCGGAGAGUUUCCACACGGUUGAGGAUCUGUACAGCCACAUGGAUAGUCACCAGCAGCCAGAGUCGUGCAAUCACAGCAACAGCCCUUCCCUCGUCACGGUGGGCUACACCUCCGUGUCCAGCACGACCCCAGAUUCCAACCUCUCAGUGGACAGCUCAACCAUGGUGGAAGCUGCCCCGCCAAUCCCAAAGAGUCGAGGGAGGAAGCGGGCUGCUCAGCAAACCCCUGACAUGACCGUUCCCUCGAGUAAACAAGCGAAAGUUACCUACAGCUGUAUUUACUGCAACAAGCAGUUAUUUUCGAGUCUGGCAGUUCUGCAGAUUCACCUGAAAACUAUGCAUUUAGAUAAGCCAGAACAGGCCCACAUUUGUCAGUAUUGCUUGGAAGUAUUGCCCUCGCUCUAUAACCUAAAUGAACACCUUAAGCAAGUGCAUGAAGCUCAGGACCCAGGUCUGCUCGUUUCUGCCAUGCCUGCCAUAGUCUACCAGUGCAACUUCUGCUCUGAAGUUGUCAAUGACCUCAACACUCUUCAGGAACACAUCCGAUGUUCUCAUGGAUUUGCGAAUCCUGCAGCUAAGGAUAGCAAUGCAUUCUUUUGUCCCCAUUGCUACAUGGGGUUUCUUACUGACUCUUCCCUUGAAGAGCAUAUAAGACAGGUCCACUGUGACCUCAGUGGCUCCCGAUUUGGGUCUCCAGUGCUUGGGACUCCAAAAGAACCAGUAGUAGAAGUCUAUUCUUGUUCCUAUUGUACAAAUUCACCAAUCUUCAACAGCGUUCUUAAGCUGAACAAGCACAUCAAAGAGAAUCAUAAAAACAUUCCCUUGGCCCUGAAUUAUAUUCACAAUGGGAAAAAAUCUAGGGCCUUGAGCCCACUCUCUCCCAUGGCCAUAGAGCAGACAUCUCUUAAGAUGAUGCAGGCAGUGGGUGGUGCACCUGCACGUCCGGCUGGAGAAUAUAUCUGUAAUCAGUGUGGUGCUAAGUACACGUCCUUGGACAGCUUUCAGACUCACCUAAAAACUCAUCUUGACACUGUGCUUCCAAAAUUGACCUGUCCUCAGUGCAACAAGGAAUUCCCCAACCAAGAAUCCUUGCUGAAGCACGUCACCAUUCAUUUUAUGAUCACCUCCACAUAUUACAUCUGCGAGAGUUGCGAUAAGCAGUUCACAUCAGUGGACGACCUUCAGAAACACCUGUUGGAUAUGCACACAUUUGUCUUCUUCCGCUGCACCCUGUGCCAGGAAGUUUUUGACUCCAAAGUCUCCAUUCAGCUCCACUUGGCUGUGAAGCACAGUAAUGAAAAGAAAGUCUACAGGUGCACAUCUUGCAACUGGGACUUCCGCAAUGAGACUGACCUGCAGCUCCAUGUGAAACACAACCACCUGGAAAAUCAAGGGAAAGUGCACAAGUGCAUUUUCUGUGGAGAGUCUUUCGGCACCGAGGUGGAGCUGCAGUGCCACAUCACCACUCACAGCAAGAAGUACAACUGCAAGUUCUGCAGCAAAGCCUUUCACGCCAUCAUCUUGCUGGAGAAACACUUGCGGGAGAAGCACUGUGUGUUCGAAACCAAGACUCCUAACUGUGGAGCCAACGGAGCCUCUGAGCAAGUGCAGAAGGAGGAGGUGGAGCUGCAGACCUUGCUGACCAACAGCCAGGAGUCCCACAACAGUCACGAUGGGAGCGAAGAAGAUGUGGACACCUCGGAGCCUAUGUAUGGGUGUGACAUUUGUGGGGCAGCCUACACGAUGGAAACGCUGCUGCAGAACCACCAGCUGCGAGACCACAACAUCAGACCCGGAGAGAGCGCUAUCGUGAAGAAGAAAGCUGAGCUCAUCAAAGGGAAUUACAAGUGUAAUGUGUGCUCUCGAACCUUCUUCUCUGAAAAUGGUCUCCGUGAACAUAUGCAGACCCACCUAGGCCCUGUCAAACACUACAUGUGCCCUAUUUGUGGGGAGCGGUUUCCUUCUCUCUUAACUCUUACUGAACACAAAGUCACACAUAGUAAGAGUCUCGAUACUGGAAACUGCCGGAUUUGCAAGAUGCCUCUGCAGAGUGAAGAGGAGUUUUUAGAGCAUUGCCAAAUGCACCCUGACUUGAGGAACUCCCUGACAGGAUUUCGCUGUGUGGUCUGCAUGCAGACAGUGACCUCCACCUUAGAACUCAAAAUCCACGGCACAUUCCACAUGCAGAAGACAGGGAACGGGUCUGCAGUCCAGACCACAGGGCGUGGCCAGCACAUUCAGAAACUGUACAAGUGUGCAUCUUGCCUCAAAGAAUUUCGUUCCAAGCAAGACCUGGUGAAACUUGACAUCAAUGGCCUGCCCUAUGGUCUGUGUGCUGGCUGCGUCAAUCUCAGUAAGAGCAGCAGCCCAGGAGUCAACAUGCUUCCCGGCACAAACAGGCCAGGCUUGGGCCAGAACGAAAAUCUGAGUGCCAUUGAGGGUAAAGGCAAGGCAGGGGGACCGAAGACUCGCUGUUCUAGCUGCAAUGUUAAGUUUGAGUCUGAAAGCGAACUCCAGAACCACAUUCAAACGGUCCACCGAGAGCUCGUGCCAGAUAGCAACAGCGCGCAGUUAAAAACUCCGCAAGUAUCGCCAAUGCCCAGAAUCAGCCCGUCCCAGUCGGAUGAGAAGAAGACCUAUCAGUGCAUCAAGUGUCAGAUGGUUUUCUACAAUGAAUGGGAUAUUCAGGUUCAUGUUGCAAAUCACAUGAUUGUACUCGAAGGUAAAUAUACCUGUACUUCCACCAGUGCCAGAAGUCCCAGAUGGGAGGGCAUUAAUAAUGAAGGAUUGAACCACGAAUGCAAACUCUGCAGCCAGACCUUUGACUCCCCUGCCAAACUCCAGUGCCACCUGAUCGAGCACAGCUUUGAAGGGAUGGGAGGCACCUUCAAGUGUCCCGUCUGCUUUACAGUGUUCGUUCAGGCAAACAAGUUGCAGCAGCACAUCUUCUCUGCCCACGGACAAGAAGACAAGAUCUACGACUGCACGCAAUGUCCACAGAAGUUUUUCUUCCAAACAGAGCUGCAGAAUCAUACGAUGACCCAACACAGCAGUUAGUGACGUACAGUCUCUCAAGGAGAAUUACUUUUGUGGCACAAAAAGGGAACAUGUUUUACUCUUUGCACGAAACUCUCAUUGUUAAUGUAUAUUAUUCAGAAACAUUGUAUUGUACCAUAAAACUUGUAUUAUCAAAA